ACAAAUGGACCCAGUUUCCGACCCACCAUUUGAAGAAGCAUAUAAGAUCCUCCUGAACAAAACCAAAAACAAUCGUAAUAAUGUCCCCAACGACAACAAGUUUCCGGUGGUGGAGGAAUGCGAACUUCCGGUGAUCGAUCUGAGCCGCUUAGAGGACGACAAUGAAAUGGUAAGAGAAGCAUGCAAGUAUGAGAUAGCUAGAGCUUCGCAAGAAUGGGGCUUUUUCCAGGUUAUAAAUCAUGGAAUUCCAAAUGACAUUUUCAGUAGGUUAAAAUGUGAGCAAGAGAAAGUUUUUAAGCUUCCAUUUGAUAAAAAGACCAAAGAGGACAAGUUCUUGCAAUUUUCUUCUGGUAGUUACCGUUGGGGAACACCUUCUGCCACAUGUGUUGGACAGUUAUCUUGGUCAGAGGCAUUUCAUAUCCCUUUAAAGGAUGUAUUAGAAUCCAAUGCUCAACCAAAUACACUUAGAUCAACAAUUGAACAAUUUGCUAUCAUAUCAUCCAACCUUGCACAAACUUUAGCUCAUAUUCUAGCUGAAAAAAUGGGGCAUGAAUCAACUUAUUUUAAGGAGAAUUGCUUGCCCAAUACUUGUUAUCUUCGAUUGAACAGAUAUCCUCCAUGUCCUAUAGCUUCUGAGAUUCAUGGUCUAAUGCCACACACUGAUAGUGACUUCCUAACUAUAUUGUAUCAAGAUCAAGUAGGAGGAUUGCAAUUGGUGAAAGACAAGAAAUGGAUUGCAGUUAAACCAAAUCCUAGUGCUCUUAUAAUCAACAUAGGUGACUUAUUCCAGGCUUGGAGUAAUGGACUUUACAAGAGUGUUGAGCAUCGAGUUGUUACAAAUCCAAAAGUUGAAAGGUUCUCUAUGGCGUAUUUCUUGUGCCCUUCAAAUGAGAGUGUGAUAGAGAGCUGCAAAAAGCCAUCUCUUUACAAAGAGUUUAGCUUCCAAGAAUAUCGGCAACAAGUUCGAGAUGAUGUUCAGAAGUUGGGGACCAAAAUAGGCCUACCUAGAUUUCUCCUAUUUUAAUUCAAUUUUAUUAUGAAAAGAAUCUUGAAAUUAUACGCAUGUAAAAGAGUAGAGAGUGUUCAUUUGAGUUUUCACAAAACUCGAGAGAAGUCUUCGCAUUUGCGUGUGGGAAUGGCCGA
Messenger RNA from Medicago truncatula (barrel medic), 1143 nucleotides. Its product is annotated as gibberellin 2-beta-dioxygenase 8. The record is from RefSeq and is a predicted model, not a curated record. Lineage: Eukaryota; Viridiplantae; Streptophyta; Magnoliopsida; Fabales; Fabaceae. Bases 5 to 1024 code for a protein of 339 amino acids. The transcript is spliced from 3 exons.